GCUCAGCUCCAUGAGUGAGUACAAGAAAUGACUGUUAAAUUAAGUUCUUCUAUAACUUGUGUCAGAAAGGGGGUCACCAAAUCAUGUUUUAUAGAGAGCUUUCAAAAUUGUAUUUGUGGUACAACCAGCGUUGGAAUGUAACGUUUCUAGUAAUAAUUGCUCAUUAAUUUGAUGUUGUAUAGCAUAUAAAUUGUCUUGUGGAUCCCAUGAUUUGAAUAACUUUUUUUUCAUAUGAAAACAGUUCAUAGUAUACACACAUUCAUUUAAAACUAUGGACAUUCCUGAUAAUUAAGAUUUCAUAUGUCAUAGGCAGAUGUCUCUGAGCAUGGGAUCUUUCUAGGAACUUUUAUUUGUUGAGGUUGGUGUGAAAGUCUGUGCAGCUUUGACCAUUGCUAGCCAUAGAUAUUGAUUCUUGCUAUCCAAGGCCUAGCAGGCAGGUAUAUGAGAAGGAAAUAGGAACAACAGGUGUCUCACACAACCAUAUGGACCAUAUGGGACACACAGGUGGAAUGAUACCAAAAAGCUCAUCUUAUAUAAGCAGACUGUAUCAGACUCUUAGCAACAUAUCUUGCUGCAUGUAUAAUGUUCAGUGCAGUCACUAAAGUGAUUGCUUUAAUAGAAAGACUCAUGCAUCUUGCUCGAGUUUCUAGAAGUCCAACAGAAGAAACAGCCAUAAAAUCACAACUUCCUGUCAACCAGGAUUUGUCUGAAGUUCCUGAAGAAACAAGUUCAAAAUGGUGUUUUUCAAUUCCACGGCGGUAUGUGGUUGCAAUUAUGGCAUUCUUCGGCUUCUGCAAUGUCUAUGCCCUGAGAGUAAAUCUGAGUGUUGCCAUAGUUGCAAUGACAAGCAAUUAUUCACACACUGAAAAUGGAACAGAAAUAUUUAAACAAGAUUAUCCAUGGAGCUCAGAAGUACAAGGAAUUGUUCUGAGUUCUUUCUUCUAUGGCUACAUUGUGACUCAGAUACCAGGAGGGUGGCUGGCUACUCGUAUUGGUGGAAGGAAAUUGUUCGGGAUUGGUGUAGGUGUGAGUGCACUAGUAACACUUCUGACACCAGCUCUUGCCUCUGCAAACCUGUACCUGCUGGUUCUGGGCCGAGUGGUUGAGGGUUUGUUUGAGGGAGUAACCUAUCCAUCUAUACAUGCAGUAUGGAGUCAUUGGGCUCCACCUCUGGAAAGAACUCGCCUUGCUACCAUAGCUUUCUCAGGAAGUUACUUCGGAACUGUAAUCUCUCUUCCAUUAUCAGGGAUGUUGGCCGAGUAUGUGGGGUGGCCAUAUAUAUUCUACUUAUUUGGUAUGCUUGCAUUGAUAUGGUGUAUGAUGUGGUGGUACAUAGUUGCUGAAACACCACAAGCUGAUCGCAAAAUCACGGAGGUGGAACUGGAAUACAUACGGUCAUCUAUUGGCCCAUCAGCUAACCAUAUAAAGGUGAAUGUGGACCCUCCUUGGAAGAGGUUCCUAACUUCAUUGCCUGUUUGGGCUAUCAUGAUUGCCCAUUUCAGUGAAAACUGGGGUUUCUACACUCUCCUUACAGAAUUACCAACAUUCAUGAAAGAUGUACUGAAGUUUGAUCUGAAGGAUGCAGGUCUGCUUGCUUCCCUGCCUUAUUUAGUCAUGGGUAUCAUGGUGCAAGUUGGUGGGUUCUUAGCUGACAGGAUGAGGUCUGAGGGACAUAUCACAACUACAGAGGUGCGAAAACUUUGCAACUGUUGUGCCUUUGGAUGCCAGACACUGUUUCUAAUAGCAGCUGCACAUUCUACAACUCCUAGUGUUGUUGUGGUAUGCCUGACUGUUGCUGUAGGAUUUGGAGGUUUUGCCUGGGCUGGCUUCAGCGUAAACCAUUUGGAUAUUGCACCCCAGUUUGCCAGCAUUCUCAUGGGCUUAUCCAACACUGUGGCUACAUUGCCAGGCAUGGCCAGCCCUCUGCUAACAGGCCAUCUUGUGCAGCAUAAGACUCAUGAAGAAUGGGAAGUGGUAUUCUACAUUGCAAGUGGUGUGUACCUGGCUGGAGCAGUGUUCUAUGGUCUGUUUGCAUCUGGAGAGAGACAGAAGUGGGCUGAAAUUCCAGAUUCAUAUGCGCUGUGCAGAGAUGACCAGUCCCAUGCAUCUACAGAUGAUAUGCCAUAUGGAUCUGGCUCCUGCGAAUAAAAUGGAACUAUUAUCAUUUUCUCUUUGUUGGAAUAUGAUCUCAUACACAUUAAUAUAUCACUUUUCCUGUAUCUUUAUCCCUGUAAUGUUAUCUCUUUCUGCAUACCACAUAUGAGCAGUAGAAUGUAAAUUCAUGUUAAUUAAUGAUAUGUAGGAUUGAGACAGUCUGAGAGUAAUCAAUGCAUUGAAUUUUAAUAACAGUAAUAUUUUCUUUACUAGAGACAGAUCUGUAAUCUGAACUAAACCAUAUAAGAAUGAAAUUUAUGAAUUGCAUGGAACUGAAAGCCUGCUAACAGCAGUUGAUGCAGUGUUAGAGUGUGACCUAUCUCAGUUAAUUUUUAAAGGACAGACUUGUAUUGUAGCUGUAUUGUAUUGACUCUUAUUAUCAGGAAUGUGUAAAAAGAAUCAGUAACUUUUAUGACAAGUCAACAUGUUGAAAGAACAAUCAGACAUUUGCUACUAUAUGUUACUGAUAUGAAGAAAUGUAAACAUUGUGAUGCAUAAGACCAUUGCUAGGCAACGGCUCGGUAAAUAUGUUCCUGUGGUUUCGCUUGCAACAGUGGAAGAACAUCCAUUGCUGGAUAAUGGGUCAGUAGACACGUUCCUAUAGCAAUCAAUCAGCACACAAUAACAGAGGAACUGUUGGAGGUGAUGACCUGUAUUUGGUCCUCUCUGAAGUUAUAAAGGGGUCACAUGUAAGAAUGCAUUUAUUUGUAAGAGAGUUUAGAGUUCAACAGUUGAAUUGAGUGUUCAGCUGUGGAGUGUUAACCAGCGGACAACGGAAGCCGAAGAAGUGACCGACUCGUAAAUCAGAACCA
Molecule: messenger RNA, 2966 nt
Organism: Cryptotermes secundus
Lineage: Eukaryota; Metazoa; Arthropoda; Insecta; Blattodea; Kalotermitidae
Product: vesicular glutamate transporter 2.1
Exons: 11
Coding region: 583-2148 (521 amino acids)
Biological process (GO): transmembrane transport; monoatomic anion transport
Cellular component (GO): plasma membrane
Molecular function (GO): transmembrane transporter activity
Source: RefSeq, a predicted model, not a curated record